Prunus dulcis (almond) is the source of this 3285-nucleotide messenger RNA. Its product is annotated as putative disease resistance protein RGA1. Gene Ontology annotation, molecular function: protein binding. Lineage: Eukaryota; Viridiplantae; Streptophyta; Magnoliopsida; Rosales; Rosaceae. The transcript is spliced from 3 exons. The record is from RefSeq and is a predicted model, not a curated record. Bases 1362 to 2984 code for a protein of 540 amino acids.
CUUCUUCUCUAGCUCAAAUCAGCUUGUUUUUGGGCUGAAAAUGGGUCAUAAGAUAAAAGAUCUUAACAAGAGACUUCAUGAGAUUGCCUCGAAUAGAACAUUUGGUCAAUUACAAGUGAACCACGAAGAUGCACGAUUUGUAAUAAGAGAGAGGGUCACCCACUCAUUUGUCCGCGAGGAUAAUAUAAUAGGGAGAGAUGAAGACAAAAGAGCAAUUAUUCAACUUUUGUUGGAUUUGGAUCCCAUCCCUACAAAGAAUGUCUCAUCGAUUUCCAUAGUUGGAUUUGGAGGAUUGGGAAAAACUACACUUGCUCAACUAGUUUUAAACGAUGAGAUGGUUGAGAAGCAUUUUGAGCUGAAAAUGUGGAUAUGUGUGUCAAAUGUAUUUGAGUUGGAUAUAAUUGUUAAGAAAAUCAUUCAAUCUGCAACUAAUGACAUAGCCAAAAGCCUUGAGAUUGAUCAGUUGCAAAAAGAACUGAGGAAAAUAAUAGAUGGGAAGAGAUACCUCCUUGUGUUGGACGAUGUGUGGAAUGAUAAUCGUGAAAAAUGGUUUGGCUUGCAAAACUUGUUGAUGGGAGGUGGAAAAGGUAGUAAAAUACUAAUAACUACUCGUAGUGAAAAAGUUGCAAAAAUAACAGACACAUCUAAACCAUAUAACUUAAGGGGUUUAAGUGAAGAGCAGUCUUGGUUUUUGUUUAAGAAAAUGGCAUUCCAAGAUGGAAAAGAGCCAACGAGUUCAACCAUUAAGGCCCUUGGGGAGGAGAUUGCUAGAAAAUGUAAAGGGGUUCCGCUUGCUAUAAGGACCAUAGGACGGAUGUUGUACACUAGAGAUCCAGAAACUGAGUGGUUGGCUUUCAAGAAUAACAAGCUUUCAACAAUAAGGCAAGAAGAAAAUGAUAUUUUACCAACACUUCAGCUGAGUUAUGAUGUUCUCCCAUCACAUUUGAAACAUUGUUUUGCUUAUUGUAGUUUGUCCCCGCCUGAUUAUGAGAUUCCCGUAGAGAAUUUAAUUAGGUUGUGGGUGGCACAAGGGUUCGUUAAGUCUUCAAAUCCUAAUGAGUGCUUGGAAGAUGUUGGUUAUGAAUAUUAUAAAGAACUAGUUUGGAGAUCUUUUUUCCAAGAAGAAGAAAAAGAUGAGUUUGGUAUAAUAAAAAGCUGUAAAAUGCAUGAUCUCAUGAAUGAACUUGCUGUUAAAGUGGCAGGGGAGGGAAGCACAAUAAUAGAUCGCAAUAAGACUGAUUUUGAAGCAAAACGUCUUCUUCAUGUAUCUUUCGAUUUUAAUGUUGAUUCGUCGGAAUGGAAAAUACCAACAUCCUUGCUGGAAUCAAAUAAGCUAAGGACUUUUCUUUUCCUAAGCCAAAAUGGAGGGGGGGAUGUCAUUCCAUAAGUCAUUUUGUGCUACAAUUGCUUCAAAUUUUAAAUCAUUGCGUAUGUUGAGUUUGAAUGAAUUGGACAUUACAAAAUUGCCAAAAUGUCUUAGGAAAAUGAUACAUUUAAGAUAUCUUGAUCUUAGUGGAAAUCCCAUUAAGAGACUUCCAAAUUGGAUAGUGAAACUUCAAAAUUUGGAAACACUAGAUCUCAAUUAUUGUCAGUUUCUUGUGGAAUUGCCUAGAGAUAUUAAGAAAUUGAUCAACUUGAGGCAUCUCAUUUUGGCAAAUUGUGACAACUUGGCUUGGAUUCCUCGUGGAUUGGGUGAAUUGACUCAUGUUCGUACUUUGAAUACAUUUGUUUUGAGUGAAAACAAAUCCAUGUUGAGGGACAGUGCAGGGCUCAGUGAGUUGGGAAAGCUGAAGGAUUUAAGAGGAGUGUUGAAAAUCAAAAAUUUGAGGUGCGAGCAAGAUAUGGUGUCAGAAUUGAAUGAUGAUUGUGCAGUUUUGAAGGAGAAACGACAUCUCUAUUCGUUGGCUUUAUAUUGGAUGCACAUUGAAAGAGAAAAUAAUGAUGCGGAGGAGCGUGAUGUAAUGGAAGCGCUGCAGCCCCAUUCGAGUCUAAAAGAGUUAGUGGUGAACGGAUACCCGGGUGCGAGGUUUGCGAGUUGGUUUCAUUCUCUCACAAAUAUUGUUAAUCUCACAUUGUCUGACUGUGAUAGAUGCCAACAUCUUCCACCGUUGGAUCAUUUACCUUUUCUUAAGAGUCUUGAUCUUAACGAGUUAAGGAAUUUGGAGCACAUAUCAGCAGAAGACAUGGUUAAAGACUUUGCCAGUGAUGAGACGAUGAUGAUGUCAGCUGCUUCUCCAUCGACGACCUUCUUUCCCUCCUUAGAGAGUCUUUAUCUAAGAAUGUGCCCUAAUCUCAAGGGAUGGUGGAGGAAUGAAACAGCUUCAGCUUCAGCUUCUUCAUUUCCUUGUCUUUCUAUUUUAUCUAUAUAUGGUUGUCCUAACCUAUCUUCCAUGCCGCUGUACCCAAAUCUUUAUGAACUGCGGUUACAGAAAAGCAGCUGGAAGGUCCUUCCCUCCUUCUUUGUUCCCUCUUACAAAUUAACAAAUCUGGAGAUUAGGGGCGUUGAGGAUAUAGAAUAUGUGCCAGAAGAAGGGAUUGGAAACCUCACAUUACUUGAGAAGCUUGAAAUUCAAGAUUGUCCUAAUUUGGUAUCACUACCAGAAGGGAUUGGCAAACUCACAUUACUCCAGAAGCUCUCAAUUGAAGAUUGCCCUAAUUUGGCAUCACUUCCAGAAGGGCUUUGUUGCCUCAGCUCCUUACAGGAACUGAAAAUUUGGUAUUGCCCGAAAUUGGGGUCACUACCAGAAGGGAUGGGCAACCUCAAAUCACUUCAGUUGCUUCGGAUAUGGGAUUGCCCUAAUUUGGCAUCACUCCCGGAAGGGCUUCGUUGCCUCCUCUCAUUAAAAAGGUUGAUAAUUGAUGGUUGCCCCAUCUUAAAGCAAAGAUGCCAGAAAGAAACAGGGGAGGACUGGUCCAAGAUUGCUCACAUCCCAGACAUUAGCAUUGAUUCUGAGUUGGUUCAGUGGAGAUUGGAUCCCCACUAAAAACUCUUAUGGCUUGAUUGUGAUUGUGCAACAGCAGGUCACCAAAAAUGUGGUAGUGAUUAAAAGAAGAAACUGAUUAGGCAUCCUGGCUUUGAUCAUACAAGUGACUCAGUUGUACUUGUAACUCUCAAAUUUCCUUAUGGCUUUUGACAUUGUGAAAGCAGUUUGUAUUUUGUCAUGAUGGCUGAUAUUUAUGAAUUAAAUUUUAGAUUCAUCUGCCAAGAAUGAGGUUAAUUCCCUUCAGUAUUCAUCUUUUGGUUGUACUUUAGUUAAUGAUUGAGUGAUAAUUUGGUUGUUUAAA